This is a messenger RNA of Empidonax traillii (willow flycatcher), 1946 nucleotides long. It is a transcript of the gene CTU2, whose product is annotated as cytosolic thiouridylase subunit 2. Gene Ontology annotation, cellular component: cytosol. Gene Ontology annotation, biological process: tRNA wobble position uridine thiolation. Lineage: Eukaryota; Metazoa; Chordata; Aves; Passeriformes; Tyrannidae. The coding region runs from base 210 to 1877 and encodes 555 amino acids. The transcript is spliced from 14 exons. The record is from RefSeq and is a predicted model, not a curated record. Gene Ontology annotation, molecular function: tRNA binding; sulfurtransferase activity.
CGGCGGGACACGGCGGGACACGGCGGGACACGGCGGGACGCGCGGGGCCGAGAGGGGCCGACCUGAGUGAGGCAGAGCGAGCGGGACUCACCGGGACUGAGCAGGAUCAGCCGGGACACACUGGGACGCACCGGGACUGAGCACGAUCCACAGGAACCCACGGGACACGCAGGAUCCACCGGGACUGACCGGGGCCGAGCGGCGCCGCCAUGUGCGACGUGUCGGAUGACGGUGGCGGCUGCGGGGCGGACGCGGAGCCGCCGCGGCGCCGCCGCGCACCGGCAGACAGCCACCCCCGAACCUGCAUGAAGUGCGGGCAGGGCACGGCCGUCCUCAUCAUCCGUGUCGGGGACCCCUUCUGCCGUGGCUGCUUCCGUGAGUACUUCGUGCACAAAUUCCGUGCGAUGCUGGGCAAGAACCGCGUCAUCUUCCCAGGAGAGAAGGUGCUGCUGGCGCUGUCGGGAGGCUCAGCCUCCAGUGCCAUGGUCCGGCAGGUGCAGGAGGGCCUCAGCCGGGAGGCGGCCAAGAGGCUCCGCUUCGUCCCCAGCCUCAUCUACGUUGAGGAGGGAGCUGUGCGCAGGCAGAGCCCAGAGCAGCGGGAGCAGACUCUGGCCCACAUGGAAACCCUGAUGCAGGCCACCGGCUUCCCCUACCAUGUGAUCCAUCUGGAGGAGGCACUGGAGCUGCCCCCAUCCAUCUUACAGCCGGGGCCAGAGCAGUCCAGCAAGUCCAGUCCAUCCGGCCCCUCCUACAAGGAAGCUGUGGACAGCUUCAUCCAGCAGAAGCGACAGGAGGGGGAUGUGGACAGUGCCACCUCUCUGCCUGGCCACAGCACCCAGGACACACCAGUGGGACCCCCAGGCACCCCCCGCCUGCCUGACACUGCCCAAACCCAGGAGCUGCUCCGGAUCUUCGAGGCUGUGGAGACAGCAACAGCACGGGAGGAGCUGCUGCAGAUGCUGCGGACCCACCUCAUCCUGCAGACAGCCCGGAGCAGGGGCUACUCCAAGGUGAUGACAGGCGAGAGCUGCACCCGCGUGGCCAUCAAGCUCCUCACCAAUCUGUCGCUGGGCCGUGGCGCCUUCCUCGCCGUUGACACGGGCUUCACAGACAAGCGUCAUGGCGACGUGAUGGUGGUGCGGCCCAUGCGGGACUACACGGCCAAGGAGAUCGCCUUCUACAACCACUUCUUCAGUGUCCCCACCGUCAUCGUACCACCUCUCUUCACCAAGCGCCGGGAGAAGCUCAGCAUCCACCACUUGAUCGAGCGCUUCCUCCUGGGGCUGCAGGAGGAUUUCCCCUCCACCAUCAGCACUGUUUACCGGACAGGGGAGAAGCUGAGCCCAGACCCAGCCAAGGCCAGCAGUGAGUCCCAGCGCUGCCUCCUCUGCCUCUGCGGCCUGGACAUUGAAGGAGGGCUGAGAGCAAAGCUGCCUAUAUUCCACUGCUGUGCUACAGUUGCCGCCUCACCUUCAAGGAGCUGGGCCCCCUCACCACGCUGCCACCCUACGUACGUGCCGAGGCCCAGCGCAGGAUCCACAGUGUAUCCAUCCCUUGCAGUGCAGAGAUGGAGCAGCAGAAACAGGACAACCAGGAGCCCAGCAAGAGCUGAAGGGGUUGGGGACAGUGGGGACACAGACCCCCAUCCCUCAGUGGUACUACUGGGCCAGGUGCCAACCACACCCAAGCUUGGUGGGGACCCCUGGCACCCAUUUCUGCUCCAGCCAUGGGCAGGGAGAGCCCCCACCCCCCAUUUAUUGGGGGCCAGGAUUGCUGGCAACCCCAGCAUAGCACAUCCCUGGACCCCCCACCCUCCCUGCCCCAGCUGCCUGUCAGCCAGGAAGGCCUCAAGUUUGUUUUAUUCAAUAUCUGUAUAAAUAAACCAUUUGAAUUCAUAAAAAACAAAAACAAACUCGAAGUCAACAAGUGUCUGAAGUCCAACUGGG